AUCGGUACGAGGUUUAGGUUUUCUCUGCGAUGGACCGCGACGACACGAUCCCAGCGACGCGCAACUGCGAUCUUGUUAUCUCGGACAAGACCGCGCUGGAUUUGGAGAACAAAGUGCUGGAUCCGGGGGUCUCGGAGGAGAGUGACGCAGUGGAUCUAGCGGUGGAGGCCACGAACGUCUUGGGCCCCUUCGUAGAUGCUCUCCUCCCAGCCAAUUGCUCACGCGCAGGGUAUUCCAGCGACGACCACUACCCAGAUCAUGGAAGUUUGUCAAGAACAGGUGAUAGCAGUCUCCACGAAGAAGUACUGCGAUGGAAGAACAGUAGCAACGAAGGAGAACAAGUUUUACCAACUGGAAGAGAUGGAGGUCACACCGAAGAGCGAACUUUAGAGGCUGGGGAGUUCUCGGGCCAGGGGGAAGAGUUUCCGGAUCAAACUGGAGAGCUCUCGGAGGAUCGAGCUUCCGCAGCUGGAAAGCUUCCGGAUCAAACUGGGGAAGUGGAGUUUCCAUCCAAUGCUCUCUCCAACGGACCUGAAGAACACAAGAUGGAUGAGGACGACGACGACGAGCAAGGCUUACCAACACGGAGCCGACCGGCUUGCAGCCGAUCCAGCACCUUCUCUGAGAGGAGCGUAGAGUCGUGUGACAGUUUCGUGAGCGCCGAGUCGCGGCUGGAGCCAUUCGCCGAGCGGGAGGAGCUGAUCAAGAUGUUCGAGACGUUUGAUGAGAAUGGUGACGGGAAGAUCUCUUGCGAGGAGCUCGGCAACACGAUGAAGAAGCUGGGUUUCGAGAUGUCGAGGUCGGAGCUGGAGAGCAUGGUGGUGGCCGUGGACAAUGACGGGGAUGGCUUCGUCGACUUUGAUGAGUUCCUGGCGCUCUACAGCAACAUCUACUACGAUGAUCAGCACCACAGGGCCAGGGACGGUGAUGAGCAGGAUCUGCGAGAGGCCUUCUCCGUCUUUGACAAGAACAAGGACGGGUUCAUCACGGUUGUGGAGCUCCAGGCGGUGCUGAGCAGCUUGGGACUGAGAGACGGGGGCGUGAAGCUGGCGGACUGCCAAAGGAUGAUCAAAGCUGUGGACGCGGACGGCGAUGGCCAGGUGAACUUUGACGAGUUUAAGCGCAUGAUGGCCAGCAACUUAUUGGAGAAGUAGCUUAGUAACGAGACGGGAGUGUCGCUCGCCGGGCCACGGCUCUAUCGGUAGCGCGCGUUAUUGAUCUAUAGAUGACGGUGUGAUCUUGGGCUACAUCACAAAAACCAGACUGUUGGCAUCAAGACAAAGGAAUCAAGAUGGAAGCACUCACUGCUCACAUUACAGUGACAUAAAAAAUGUUUCGUCCACUUCGUCUACGCAGUCUUCCCAUUUCUCGUCGUCGUUGUCUGUAAUGGUACUCGUGUCCGAGUUCGUGCUUCCCUGCUUGAGUAAGUAGUAUUAUAGCAAAUUAAACUCUAAAAAAAGAAGAGUACCUCCUCUCCGAUUAUGCU
Molecule: messenger RNA, 1486 nt
Organism: Selaginella moellendorffii
Lineage: Eukaryota; Viridiplantae; Streptophyta; Lycopodiopsida; Selaginellales; Selaginellaceae
Product: calcium-binding protein 4
Exons: 1
Coding region: 30-1154 (374 amino acids)
Molecular function (GO): calcium ion binding
Source: RefSeq, a predicted model, not a curated record